This is a messenger RNA of Nicrophorus vespilloides, 1162 nucleotides long. RefSeq names its product leucine-rich repeat-containing protein 71-like. NCBI's taxonomy places the organism in Eukaryota, Metazoa, Arthropoda, Insecta, Coleoptera, Silphidae. The transcript is spliced from 2 exons. The record is from RefSeq and is a predicted model, not a curated record. Gene Ontology annotation, molecular function: protein binding. The coding region runs from base 1 to 924 and encodes 307 amino acids.
AUGUCUCUGACGUCGAUCCCCACGCUCAGAUCAUGUUCGUCCGUCUACAGUCUGAAGAAGACACGCACUCCGCGCAGUCAAAAUUCGAGGGCUUCGAUGGUCGACCGCGUCGGCGGCGGCGGUCCGGUCAGCAGCAACAUGUUCGUCGAAUCGUUCACCACCAAUCUAUACCAUCGAGGUCUAGACGCACCGAUCAUCGUCCGAUCGGAGAUCGAGAAAUCAUCUUCGUCAUCAAGAUCGGGUCCGAAGUGGAAACAGGACCUACGACUGCCGAUCGUCACAUUGAACUACGAGAACGACGACGGACAAACGCUGACGACUGUUCGCUGUCGCAAGAAUCGAAUGGUGCACGACAUGCUCGAGAGUCUUCGGAUCACGUUGCAAAGUUUCAGAGGACUGAAAGAACUAAAAUUCGAAUUCUGCAAUUUGCAGGAUGAAUUCAUACCGGAGAUAUUGAAGAUACUCGAAGAUAACCCGAACAUAACGAGUCUAAGUCUGCGCGGAAAUACGCUUCGGAAUUUCCAGCAUCCUUUGCUGCACGACACCACCACCAGCACCACCAAUCACCAACUGAAGUUCCUCGAUCUGCAGCUCUGCGACAUCGAUCCUUCAGGCGCAUCCGAACUUGCCGAACAAUUGGCCGAGAACGAAACGCUGCUCGCCCUCAAUGUCUCUGGUAACGGGGCUAUCGGCGACGAAGGGAUUCGAGCGUUGGCGGACGCGUUGCGCGCAAAUCGAACGCUUCUCGCCCUCAACAUCGCCGACAACGGGAUCGGCGAAGAAGGACUCGUUUAUUUCUUGCACGUCUUCAGGAGGUUCGCUCUUCGACAGGGCGAGAUCGAGCGCAGGAGACGCAUCAACUUUGAUUAUCUGCAGAAAAGAGAUGCUCUGGUCUGCUCUUUAUAUUAUCGUAAUGAUCAAUGAUUUAUCAUUGAAUUGCAUAGAUCGAGGAAUUUUCUGCUGGUAAUGAUAAUGCGAGAUGCUCCAGCGCUGCUUCUGGCAGCCAUUCGAAAAAGUCAUCCGAGUCGAGUGUGAAGAGGAAGCGCAGCGCAACGAAAUCCGAUCUCUGGGCUAAAAAAUCCACUACCGGUAAUGAUUAUUAUGAUGAUGAUAAUGAUGCGAUUAAGUGACAAUUCAUUAUUUGAGGGCACAGCGAGCAGUU